This is a messenger RNA of Moesziomyces antarcticus, 1230 nucleotides long. RefSeq lists its product as uncharacterized. NCBI's taxonomy places the organism in Eukaryota, Fungi, Basidiomycota, Ustilaginomycetes, Ustilaginales, Ustilaginaceae. The transcript has a single exon. The coding region runs from base 1 to 1230 and encodes 409 amino acids. The record is from RefSeq and is a predicted model, not a curated record.
AUGGGUCGCUCGUCGUCCCAAUCGUCAGGCUCGGGCCUCCUUGGCUGCAUCUCGCCCCGCACUGCAACGCUCGCCAUUGCCAUCCUCGGCAUCAUCCUCCAUCUCAACACCUACUCCUGGCUCGGCGCGCUCAGCUCCACCUUGCCCGAUGUGCCGCAGCGAGGCUCUGCACCGUCGCCGCCAGCCUCGGCCGCUUUCGUCCCGUCCCCUGACAGAUUCGCCAACUCGGCGCCCAAGGACGUGCUGAGCCAGCUAGAGUCGUACGCACACGCUCCGCCCGCCGGCGAAGACGCCGCCAACAAGAACGUAUAUCUGCCAGAAUGGAUAGCCGAGGCCAAGGCGUACCUCAAAGCACAGGGCCUCUCCUACGUCCCUAAUCAAGGCCCCGCUGCUGCUCCCGACGCCGCGGCAAACAAAUCGUCCACAAGCGGCAAGUCUGCUCAGGCUAUUGCGCCUCCUCCUGGCCGCCCUUUCGAAGCUGCCGAUGCUGCAGCGGUCAACUACCAAAUCAUGGACGAGGGCGCCGAGGACGCGGAGCGCAUACAGUGGGAUGCGCUGCGCCUCGUCAUCGGUACGUUGCGCUGGUACAUCCUGUUGAGCGUGGUGUGCUGCUGUGCAGGCGUCGUCGGCGUGCUACGCUCCCAGCUCCUGCUCUCUCGCCUCUUUGUGCUGCAUUCGUUCCUCGACUUUCUGCUCUCUACACUCUCGCUGUUCGCGCUCGCGCUCGUGUGCACCUACCCGUCGGUGCGCGCGCAUCUCUGCGACGAGUUCGGCUCCGGCGAGCUUCAGGCGUGGUUCUCGCCCUCCAAGACCGCCAAGGGCUCCGCCGUGGGUAGUACGGGCGCUCAGGUCAUCCCGAGCAACGCUGGCGUAGGCAGCAAUGGCGCGGGUGUUGGCGGCGGUGCGGGGCCGGAUGGGAUCGUCGACUCGUCCGGAUGGGAGACGCUGCUGGACGGCGUCUUUGCCUCGGAAAACUGCGAGGAGAGCUUCCGCACAACGCUCGUCCCACUGCUGCUCGUCUUUGGCCUGCUCUUCACCGCGGUGCGUCUGCAGUGCUUCUUCCUCGUACAGCGCUUCUACGCCUCGCUCCUCCGCACCAAAGUGCACCACUACGGAUACGCCACCUCCUCGGCAUCGCUCGAGUCCGGCACAUCAACGCCCAUGUCGCAGCUGCCACCCCCCGAGCAGCCCAGAGAGCGCAGAUGGAAGGACUCGAAGCUGCUCGAUUGA